GGGGAAUUCUUCCUUGCUUGUAUUGAUGUUUUCAAGUUGCUUUUGGUACUGCUGCUGCUAAGGGAACCGUCGCAGAAGGAUGGUGUGCGAAAAAUGUGAAAAGAAACUUGGUACUGUUAUCACUCCAGAUACAUGGAAAGAUGGUGCAAGGAAUACCACAGAAAGUGGUGGGAGAAAGCUGAAUGAAAAUAAAGCUUUGACCUCAAAAAAAGCAAGAUUUGAUCCAUAUGGAAAGAAUAAGUUCUCCACUUGCAGAAUUUGUAAAAGCUCUGUGCACCAACCAGGUUCUAAUUACUGCCAGGGCUGUGCCUACAAAAAGGGCAUCUGUGCAAUGUGUGGAAAAAAGGUUUUGGAUACAAAAAACUACAAGCAAACGUCUGUCUAGAUGUAUUGAUGAAGUUUCUGGCUUCCUAUAUGAUUUUUCUUUCUGCUUUAAAUUUUUGAGGCAUAUCAGAGAUGUGCAAGUUAAAAAAAAUAACAUGUUUUAAGAUAAUUAAGUUUAAACCAGGGAAGUUGAUUGGUAUUCAUUUUUUUUGCUCUCAAGAAGCUCUGAGUAGCUACAGUAUAAUUAGUCUGCCUUACAUGCAUCUGAUUAAACUAGAAUAAGUGGCAGAUUUAACAACAACAACAAAAAAUAUUGGCCCAGUUCUGUAUGCACUUUUUAUUUAACAUUAUUCAUGUAAUUCUUACUAUCCUCUCCCUCUACUUAUAUAUAUUGCAGAAGUGAAAAGGAGAUCAUUGUUAUUUGCUCAGAGCUUGGCAUCCAAACGUAUACUCUUCAGACCCUUAUUCCCUUGUUGGUUGCCUAGUUCUUAGAAUCAGCAGUACCUUAAAUAUUGCAGCUUCACAGGGUAUUUAAGUAUCUGAAACCAUUAUAGCUGAAUGGUUCCUUAGAAAUUAGCCCAGACCCAAUCAAACACAAAAGUUGCAUAUAUGAUUUUUUUUAAAUUUGUUCUUGAGGCCAUAGUGCUAAUACCUUUCUUAUGAGAAUAAGAACACAAGAGACCCCACAUAUAUAUCCAAAUGAAUACACUGGAUUUCAGGAAAACACAUGACUGUGAAUCCACAUUAUUAUGAAAGCCAAGAGAGCAGCGUUUGUUAUGAUGAUGUACCAUGGAAGUGAGUUACCACUCUUUGGGAAAGCUCUUUGAAGCAAAAUGAAGCUUCUUUAAUUCUCUCCCCAACCUUCCCCCCCAACCAAAAAUAAAUAAAUAGAACAAAGCAAA
Messenger RNA from Pteronotus mesoamericanus, 1226 nucleotides. RefSeq names its product CXXC repeat containing interactor of PDZ3 domain (gene CRIPT). Gene Ontology annotation, cellular component: dendrite. The coding region runs from base 80 to 385 and encodes 101 amino acids. Gene Ontology annotation, molecular function: microtubule binding; PDZ domain binding. The record is from RefSeq and is a predicted model, not a curated record. The transcript has 5 exons. Lineage: Eukaryota; Metazoa; Chordata; Mammalia; Chiroptera; Mormoopidae. Gene Ontology annotation, biological process: cytoplasmic microtubule organization.